This is a messenger RNA of Cladophialophora bantiana CBS 173.52, 1608 nucleotides long. RefSeq lists its product as uncharacterized. NCBI's taxonomy places the organism in Eukaryota, Fungi, Ascomycota, Eurotiomycetes, Chaetothyriales, Herpotrichiellaceae. Gene Ontology annotation, biological process: transmembrane transport. Bases 1 to 1608 code for a protein of 535 amino acids. The transcript is spliced from 4 exons. Gene Ontology annotation, molecular function: transmembrane transporter activity. Gene Ontology annotation, cellular component: membrane. The record is from RefSeq and is a predicted model, not a curated record.
AUGGCUUCUCAUGAGCUCCCCCAGGACUACAUCCAUGACUCUGACCAGAGUUCUUCGAGCGGCGUCAAGAUCGACGCAACAGAAUUUCAAGAAAACAUUGGGACAGCAACAACCCUGGGGCGAGAGCCACCUCCAUAUGUGAAGUCGCUCAGUCCAGAGGAGCGAAGGAUCGCAGAACGAGCCCUCGUUCGAAAGAUCGACUUUCGUCUGAUCCCUAUGAUUGUCAUCAUGUAUAUUCUGAACUACCUGGAUCGCAACAAUAUUGCCGCAGCUAGACUGGCUGGCCUCGAGGAUGAGUUGAGACUUCAUGGCACUCAAUACCAGACGGCAGUCAGUAUUCUCUUCGUCGGUUACUUGCUUAUGCAAAUCCCGUCCAACUUGUGCCUCAACAAAAUCGGAAAACCGCGUGUCUACCUUCCCACAGCCAUGAUCAUCUGGGGCACGAUCUCCGCUGCUACAGCUGCUGUCCAAUCCUUUGGAGGCCUGAUCUCUGUUCGAUUCUUCCUCGGUUUCGUCGAGGCUGUAUACUUCCCAGGAUGUCUCUAUUUUCUGAGCGCCUGGUAUACUCGCAAAGAGCUAGGUUUCCGGACAGCGAUGCUGUACUCAGGAUCGCUUAUCUCUGGUGCCUUCUCGGGUCUCAUCGCAGCAGGCAUCACGAAGAACAUGGACGGAACCGCGGGGCUACGAGCUUGGAGAUGGCUUUUCAUCAUUGAAGGCAGCGUUACCAUACUCAUUGCGUUCAUUGCAAUCUUCGUUUUGCCGAACUUUCCUCGAACGACGACGUGGCUGAGCACAGAAGAAAAGCAGCUGGCCGUGUGGCGACUUGAGGAGGACAUUGGCGAGGACGACUGGGUGGGUGCCGAGGAGCAGACUUUCUGGCAUGGAUUUAAGCUUGCGGUUAAAGAUAUCAAGAUGUGGAUUAUGAUGCUUAUGCUGUUCUGCAUCGUGGCGUCUGGCUCCGUCACAAACUUCUUCCCCACGGUGGUUCAGACACUCGGAUACGGCGACAUCGCCUCGUUGCUGCUCACAGCACCACCAUACGUGCUGUGCGUCAUCACGGCCUUCUUCAACGCCUGGCACGCCGACCGCACAGGCGAGCGCUUCUUCCACGUCACACUGCCUCUCUACGUGGCCGUUGGAUCCUUCAUCCUCGCCGCCGCGACCACGGCAACCGCACCGCGCUACGUCGCCAUGAUGCUCAUGGUUCCCGGCGUGUAUACCGGCUACGUCGUCGCGCUGGGGUGGAUCAGCAACACGAUGCCCCGACCGCCCGCCAAGCGCGCCGCGGCGCUGGCGGCCAUCAAUGCUGUCAGCAACACCUCGUCCAUCUACGCGAGCUACAUGUUCCCCAAGAGCGACGGGCCGCGCUACGUCCUGGCCAUGAGCGUCUGUUCCGCCACGGCGUUCGUCGCCAUCUGCGCCGCCACCGCGCUGAGGAUCAUCCUCGUCCGGCUGAACCACAAGCUGGACCGCGGCGAGUGGGUCGAAGGCGCGAUCAAUUCCGGUUCUGCUUCCAGCGACGGCAAGGCCGUGGGAAAUAAUGUCAUUGUCCAGGAGGAUGCGGUGCCUGCGGAGGCAGUUGCACGAGGAUUUAGGUUCUUGAUAUAG